AGAAUUUCAUGUACAAGAAAAAAAAUCGAAACAAUUGACAGUCGCUUACAGCGGAAAAGAAAAUCACAGAAAAAACACAAGUUUUAAUAAAUAUUUUAUAAAAAAUUUAUUGAAAACAUUAACAACAAUAGAAAACCUUUAUGCGCUAUAUAAAAGUUUAACAGAAAAACAUUAAAACAAAAGAUUUACUUACCUACAAGAUACUGUGUCAAGAACUUGUCCCAAGGAAGAAGGAAGGAAGGAAGAGAGAUAGACUUAACUCGCUGCCUGGCUGCCUGCGUAUUUGUGUGCGUGUGUACUAGAGAGUUUCGUCAGAAAUUUUUUUAAUUGCUUUAGUUCCACUGGACUAUGUCUAAGCAUUUGUAUCAACAGAAUAAACAACAGUUAACAUAGCCAUGGCUGCGACGAGAAAGUUGCAAGGAGAAAUUGAUCGAUGUCUGAAAAAAGUAGCUGAGGGAGUGGAAACGUUUGAGGAUAUAUGGAAAAAAGUACACAAUGCCACAAAUAGCAAUCAGAAAGUAAUUGAAAAAUAUGAAGCCGAUCUCAAAAAGGAAAUCAAAAAGUUGCAACGGCUUCGCGAUCAGAUUAAAUCAUGGAUUGCUUCGGCUGAAAUAAAAGAUAAAAGUGCACUCUUGGAAAACAGAAGGCUAAUAGAAACGCAAAUGGAACGUUUUAAAAUUGUUGAACGUGAAACAAAGACUAAAGCGUAUUCAAAAGAAGGCUUGGGUGCUGCACAAAAAAUGGAUCCUGCUCAACGUAUUAAAGAUGAAGCCCGCAAUUGGUUAACGAACUCAAUAAGUUCGCUGCAAAUUCAAAUCGAUCAGUAUGAAAGUGAAAUCGAAUCACUGCUGGCGGGUAAGAAAAAAAGAUUAGAUCGCGACAAACAGGAUCGUAUGGAUGAAUUGAGAUCAAAGUUGGACCGACAUAAAUUCCAUGUAACAAAACUAGAGACAUUAUUGCGUCUGCUCGACAACGAUAAUGUUGAGGCCGAACAAGUAAAUAAAAUCAAAGAUGAUGUUGAAUAUUAUAUCGACUCAUCGCAAGAGCCGGACUUUGAAGAAAAUGAAUUCAUUUAUGAUGACAUUAUUGGCAUUGACGUCGAUGUCGAAUAUUCGGGUACAGGUGUCUCACUUGGUAUUCCAUCAUCAGCAACUACAGACAGUAAUAAUAGUAAUGAAACCAGCGGCUCACCAAGUAGUAUAACAUCAGGCGGUAGUCCUGUUCAAUCCCCAUUGCCGGCUCAACAACAAUUGCAGCAGCAGGCCUCCAACACAAGUGGAAGUGGUUCGGCAACGCAGCAACAGCAGAUUAAUUUGAAUUAUUCGAGCGAUUCAACGGCUGCUGAUGGUAUGGCCAAGGAUAAGCAUAAUAAAAAUGAAAGUAAUGCCAAUAGUAAAACAAAGCAACCUGUUAAACCUACAGCCGUUCGAGCGAACAAUAAAACAAGUGGUACAACAGAAGCGCCCACGAGUAAAAUUAUUAGUUCAACGCCUAGUAAAAAUCACCAUCAACCCCAAACGCAGCAACAAAAUCAUCAUACACAACAACAGACAGCAGCAGCAGUUGUGGCAGCCGCAACAGCGUCUUCUGUUACUGGUAAUCAUACCUCGAACAAUAUAAACACCUCGGGAGCGCCGACAUUAGCAGCUGCUGUGGCGGCGGCGGCAUCUACAGUUACAGUUCACAACAAUCCUGCCGUACAACAACAUGCUCCAGCGCCCACGUUACAAGGGAAUCCCACAAUAGCAUCUGUUACAGCGUCCUCAGCUAAUUCCACCAAUUCAACACAACAAAUACAAGGCCAAUCUGUGAUUCAAGCUACACCGACAAUUGCAUUUUCAGCAGUUGCAAAACAUAAUACAUCACAUCUUGAAAACGGUCCUGUGCUUGGUGGCGCUUCUUACGCUAUAGUUGGUGGCUCUCAGCAGCAACAGUUAUCAAAUCUUCAAGCGAAUUCCUCUCAUUUACAAAAUGCCCAUAAUACUUCCAAUAACUCUACAGUAGGUAGCAUUGCAAAUGUAGUACAACAAGGAGCAAAUUCUGCUAAUGUUAAUAAUUUGGCAGCAUCUGCGGUAAAUUGCAUUUCACCAAAUGGUAUUGCCGGUUUGCAACAAGCUCUGAACGCACAGCAACAAGUACUGGGUAUGGGAGCAAAUAACAACAAUGCCCGUGCAUCGCCUGGCCUGCUUUCACCCAAACACAUGAAUGGAUUGCCUGUUACGAGUGUAGCUAAUAAUACCUCAUCUGUAGAUGCUAUCUCAUUAAAAACAAUGGCUCAAGAAGCCAUCAAUCGAUCUGUGAUCGAUACGAAUAACCUUUCACAACAACAACAACAGCAAGCGUCUAGCAUCGAUAACAGACAGCAACAACAACAGCAGCAGCAACAACAACAAGUACUCCAACAGCAUUUUUCAUCAGAUACAACUGCCAAUCCACAUCAACAACAACAACAGCAGCAGCAGCAACAGCAAACAAAUACAACGGCAGGUCUAGUUGCCGCCGUGACAGCAUCAACAAAUGGACCGACAUCAAUUGGCGGCAAUACUGCUGGUAACAGUGGUGGCAACGUUGGUCCCAUUGGUAGUAGUAUAAAUGCAUCCGCUUUAACAAAUGCUGCCGGUCAGCAGCCAAUUGGAGCAGGUGCAUCAUCUGCAUCAAAUAAGCAACAAUUAUCGCAACAACAACAGCAGCAGCAGCAACAACAACAGCAGCCUACAAAUGAAGCCCAUAUACCACCCCUGCUGGGUGUGGCUCCACUGGGUCCAUCACCACUGCAAAAAGAUCAUCAACUACAAUUCCAAAUGAUGGAAGCUGCUUAUUAUCAUUUACCAACACCUAGUGACUCGGAAAAACUAACAACAUAUUUUCAUCGAACUCCAGUGCAAACGCCAGCGCACUAUCCACAGCAACAACUUCCAAUUUACGAUACAGUUGAAUUUUAUCAACGUCUCUCAACCGAAACACUAUUCUUUGUGUUCUACUAUAUGGAAGGUUCAAAAGCUCAAUAUUUGGCAGCAAAGGCACUAAAAAAGCAAAGCUGGCGCUUUCAUACAAAGUACAUGAUGUGGUUCCAAAGACAUGAAGAACCAAAAAUUAUUAACGAUGAUUACGAACAAGGUACGUACAUCUAUUUUGAUUAUGAAAAAUGGAGUCAAAGAAAAAAGGAGGGAUUCACAUUUGAAUACAAGUACUUAGAAGAUAAAGAAUUGAAUUGAAAUUAAAUCUAAUCUAAUCAAUAAGACAUUGAUUUUGAAAUGGAUCUUCAACAACAACAACUACAAUUACAUAAAGAAAAACCAACCAACCAACCAACUCCUCCAACUCCCCAUGUAAAAAAAAAUUGCUUAAACAUACAAUUUGCAUACAAUUGCUUUUUUCUUGUUUAUUACUUCCUCCACAUCUUUUUUGUUUCUUCCUAUUUUUAAUAAUUAUAUAUUUGCGACUUUAAAAAUAUGAAAACAUUAAAAAACUACAUUUUUAAAAAUGAAA
Messenger RNA from Calliphora vicina (urban bluebottle blowfly), 3489 nucleotides. RefSeq names its product CCR4-associated factor Not3 (gene Not3). The record is from RefSeq and is a predicted model, not a curated record. The coding region runs from base 396 to 3215 and encodes 939 amino acids. Lineage: Eukaryota; Metazoa; Arthropoda; Insecta; Diptera; Calliphoridae. Gene Ontology annotation, cellular component: CCR4-NOT core complex; P-body; nucleus. Gene Ontology annotation, biological process: regulation of DNA-templated transcription; nuclear-transcribed mRNA poly(A) tail shortening. The transcript has 14 exons.